AUGCGAGUCCCCGGGGUAAACUUCGCCCCAGCUGUGAAGCUUUUCUCAGGUUUAAAGUCCCCCGCAAAUAGCCACUCCACCAUUUGGAGGUUCCCAUUCUUGAGCCACAGUCACAGCCAUAGGGACUGGCUCGGCCCCGGUAGGGGCCCCCUAUUAAGGACCACCACCUUGUGGAUCAGACCCCGCGCAACGUACCUACCGAUUAGAGUUCGCCCCGGUGGAGAAAGCAGUGCUGGUGUGGAAAUACCAUCUGAACAGGUGCAGCAUCACAGCUGUAUGACCACGAACAGAAAAGAUAACGGGAUGGAAGUGACUCGAAUGACCAAGGGACACACGAGGAAAACUUCCCUCUUUUAUCCGCACGGCCUCCUCUCGAUGAACCCCCCCAUAUGGUCCAAAGCAUUUAGCACAAAAAACAUAAGAGGGAGGUUAUUUUACAAGAGGAGACCCAAGCAGAUACCAAAGCUGAAAAAAAAAAACUGGAGGUCCAAGUGGUUAGAGGGAGCUCCACAAAAGAGAGGAAUAUGUUUAAAGGUCCGAGUGCAGACUCCUAAGAAGCCAAAUUCAGGAUUGAAAAAAAUCGCUCGAGUAAGAUUAUCCACAGGAAGAAUUAUCUCUGUAUACAUCCCAGGAAUAGGUCAUAAUUUGAAUACACAUAACAUCAUACUUGUUCGAGGUGGCAGAUGCAAGGACAUCCCUGGAUGCAAUUACAAAGCCAUCAGAGGGGUCUACGAUUUACUUCCAGUCAAAAAUAGACUUAGGGGAAGGAGUAAGUAUGGGGUGAAACUCUCGGAAGAGAAGAAGAAGCACCUAUUGGAGAGGUACAACUUUAAGCACAUAUACAUUAAGAAGGACGUCGAGGAGUUUAACAAAUACAAGUGGUUCAAUUACGUCGAUGGGGAGAAGAAGCUUAGAGAGAAACCGCUAGACGAUGAAGAGCCUCUCCCCAUUAACAUCUUCCACUUUAACACCUACUACCGGAACCGCAAGUUUAGGCAGUCCCAGGAAGAGUGA
This is a messenger RNA of Plasmodium inui San Antonio 1, 1014 nucleotides long. RefSeq lists its product as hypothetical. The transcript has a single exon. NCBI's taxonomy places the organism in Eukaryota, Apicomplexa, Aconoidasida, Haemosporida, Plasmodiidae. Gene Ontology annotation, cellular component: small ribosomal subunit; ribosome. The record is from RefSeq and is a predicted model, not a curated record. Gene Ontology annotation, molecular function: structural constituent of ribosome. Bases 1 to 1014 code for a protein of 337 amino acids. Gene Ontology annotation, biological process: translation.